AGGGCUAAGGGGACGCCGGUUAACGCCAUUUUCACGGUCCGAGUAGUCUCUCAUCGUCUCGCGGAGCUGUCAUCUGCAGCACCGAUUCAUUUGUUCAGUCCGUCACGUGACGCCUCGGUCUGGGCAGUGACGCGGAGCUGCUGUUGGUAUGGAACAGGACGGGACACCUGAGCCGCUCCGGUUGGACUCAAUGUUUUGACGCAAGGCUGCUAAGUGCUAGCAUGUAGCUAACCGGACUGUAGCAUUUGAUGCAGUAAGGUCCAGCUAACCAAAACAUACCCAACCUCUGGACGAGCCACUAGUUGGAAUUUUUGUUUCUUCCUACUACAUAUUCUCCACAACCAUACGCUGUUGGUGACAGAAAAAGGGGACAGCUCGGGGGAAACGAGAAGGGUAAAUUGGAACAACUCAGUGGAGCUCCACUGGCAACGAAUGUCCCACAGAACGGAUGCGUGAGGACAUGUCCACCAUGGUGUGCGUGAAAGAGGAGGAGGACCCGGGGGAGAAACUGUCUCAGGAUGAGAUCAUCUCCCGGACCAAGCAGGUGAUGCAGGGCCUGGAAGCCCUGAAGCAGGAGCACCAUUCCAUCCUGGAGGGCCUGCUGGGCACGCUGCGCUGCCUGAAGCAGGACGAGGAGGGAGUCCUGGUGGAGGAGAAGUCGCACAUGAUCCGGAAGUCCCUGGAAAUGCUGGAGCUCGGUCUGAGCGAAGCUCAGGUGAUGAUGGCGCUGUCCAGCCACCUGAGCUCCGUGGAGUCAGAGAAGCAAAAGCUGCGGGCGCAGGUCCGCAGGCUGUGCCAGGAGAACCAGUGGCUGCGGGACGAGCUGGCGGGAACGCAGCAGAAACUGCAGAAGAGCGAGCAGAGCGUAGCGCAGCUGGAGGAGGAGAAGAAGCACUUGGAGUUCAUGAACCAGCUGAAAAAGUAUGACGAGGAUCUGUCCCCCUCGGAAGAGAAGGAGUGUGACUCCAGUAAAGAGACCUUGGAUGACCUCUUCCCAGAUGACCAGGAUGACCAAGCCCCAGGCAUGCAGCCAGCUCACGGUAGCGCAGCGGCUGCAGCUGCCCAGCAGGGCGGCUAUGAGAUCCCAGCCCGCCUCAGGACCCUCCACAACCUGGUGAUCCAGUACGCGUCCCAGGGCAGGUACGAGGUGGCCGUGCCGCUCUGCAAGCAGGCGCUGGAAGACCUGGAGAAGACUUCUGGACACGACCACCCAGACGUAGCCACCAUGCUUAACAUCCUGGCGCUUGUUUAUAGGGAUCAAAACAAAUACAAGGAAGCAGCCAACCUGCUAAACGAUGCUCUGGCCAUCAGAGAGAAGACGCUUGGCAGAGACCAUCCAGCUGUGGCGGCUACGCUCAAUAACCUGGCUGUCUUAUAUGGGAAGAGAGGGAAGUACAAGGAGGCAGAACCUCUCUGCAAAAGGGCGCUGGAGAUCAGAGAAAAGGUGUUGGGCAAGGACCACCCAGACGUUGCCAAGCAGCUGAACAACCUCGCCCUGCUGUGCCAGAACCAGGGCAAGUAUGAGGAGGUGGAGUAUUACUACAUGAGAGCUCUGGAGAUCUACCAGACCAAACUGGGACCAGACGACCCCAACGUGGCCAAAACCAAGAACAACCUGGCUUCCUGUUACCUAAAACAGGGCAAAUUCAAGCAGGCUGAGACUCUGUACAAAGAAAUCCUCACCCGCGCGCAUGAGAGGGAGUUUGGCUCUGUUGAUGAUGAGAACAAACCAAUCUGGAUGCAUGCUGAAGAGAGAGAGGAACAAAGCAAGGGGAAACUGAAGGACAGUUCACAGUUUGGAGAAUAUGGAGGCUGGUACAAAGCAUGUAAAGUUGACAGCCCCACGGUGACCACAACCCUGAAGAACCUGGGAGCUCUUUACAGGCGGCAGGGCAAGUUUGAGGCAGCUGAGACUCUGGAGGAGGCAGCCAUGCGCUCCAGAAAGCAGGGUCUGGACAACGUGCACAAGCAACGUGUCGCCGAGGUUCUCAGUGAACCAGAGGCUGGCGACAAGCAUCGCAGCCGAGAGAGUCUGACUUCAGACACGGUGAAGUACGAGAGCGGGCCGGACGGUGGCGAGGAAGCUUAACUCCAGAUGCCUUGUAAUGGUUCUAAAAACUUGUCUUCUGCAUGACGGAUGCCUGGGCUCACCUCGCCUCCACCCCUCCAGCUUUGCGGUUUUCUUCAAUUUCCGGCUCCAACCCCUCACUCUUUUUUUUUUUUUUAUUUCCUGGAGGGAUUCUUCGCACCACACUGAACCACACUGAUACCACUCUGACGCCCCUCUAACCCCACUGAACCGUUCAUCAGCUGUGGGUGGUGGGCGACCGCUGUGACAGUAUGUCUAUAAACAUAGCUGUUCUGCCCAGGGAUUCCCUUCAUUUUGGCCUGAACUCCAAAACAAUCAGCUUAUUGCUCACUUACUGUUCCUCGCAAAAGUUUUCAUAUUUCUGAAACCUUUUCCUCCUUUUGUCAGGAUACGAUCAUAAAAUUCAGUGUUGUGAUUUUUGGAGGAUUUUAUGAGAGAGACUAACACAAAGUAGUGCAUAAUUGUGAAAUAGAAUGAAAAGAAACAGUUUUCAAAACCUUUUACAAAUUAAAAUCUGAAAAGUGCAGCAGUUUUUUUUUUUUUUUUGCUUCAGCACCUUUUACUUUGAUAUAGUCUAAAAAAUAUGUAUCAUAGCAACCAGCUGCCUUCAGAAGUCACCUAAUUAGUCUGUACAUCUGCUGCACAACAUCAACAGUGAAUCAUGGUGGUGGCAGCAUUAUUCUGGGUAGCUGGACAGAGUAAAUGGACAAUGACUUGUAAACGUGUGAUCAAAGAUCUACAUUCAUAUGUAGGACUGCAGCUAACAGUUAUUUUAGUAAGUGAGUAUUUUGUCAAGUAUUCUGACAAUUAUUCGGAUAAAGAAAUGAUCACAUUAUGCAGAUUUUUCAUUUAACCUUUUAGGCCAAUUUAAUACUGGAAAUCUGUAUAAAAAAAAAUAAUAAUAAUAAUAAUAAAAUAAAAGGGACAUAAACAAUUCAAGUCUCUUCUCAAAAUAACAAAAUUUAAAUUUAAUUGCCUAAAAUUUAAUAACACCAUUCCUUUAGUGAACACUUGAUCAUAUUUAGCAAAUUUAGUGUUUAUUUGACUUAUUAUACUAAUUGACUAUUUUGCAGAGUUGGUAAGAAAAGCUGUUUUGAUAAUGACUGAAGAGUGGGGUACAAAAAAUACAUGGAAGUUCAGUUAUGUGCUGCUACUCUGUUGGUUUUUUUGCCUAAAAGCUCUAAAAAAAAAAAGAAAAAAGAAAAAGGUUUGUGAUUGUAACUUGAACAAGUUAUAAGGGGGAAUGAAUUCUUUUGCAUCACAUUUAAACACGAAUUGCCAACGUAGUCAGCUGUUUAGAGCUCCACAGAGCUGUCAGAUGGUUGUUCUAAUUCUUACACACCUUGUUUCUUACUACGCCUGUGUAUGUAUAUGCAGUUUUAUGGAAAUGUGGAUCUCAUUUCUCAGAAAUUAGUACGGGCAAAAACCUUAAAAGAAAUGUUGGUUUGUGUUCAAAAAGCGGGUUAGAAAUAAUCAGGAUCAAGCAUUGGAUCUGCUCCUCUGUCGUUAGUUGUGUUUGUGAAAACGGAGCCGACCUGAAGGCGACACGUCCUAAUGAAACAAAUCUGUACCAAAGUAGGAAGGACGAAGAGAAAUAACACGGAUGAGAAAAGAGACAUUUUGGCUGAUGUUGAUGUUUGGGUGUUCAAACAUAUCAGCUCCUAUUAAAAUCCUCUACAAUAAUCCUCAUGUCUUAUAGAAACACAGCCUGUAGAUGGCAUUAUGACAUGACCAGAUAUUCCAGUCAGAGAACACACAGUAGAUGUUAUAAAGCAUGUCACCAGGUUCUGAUAUCCUGCAGUUCUAAUGAACUGUAUUAUCCAUUUUCUGUUGACAGAAAGAAUCCCCACUAGUGACUAAACACAUUGUAAAUAACAGCAUCAGCAUGAUCAGGAGCAGCGUAGCUUGUAGUUCUGCACAUCUAGAUCUCACUUCCUGCCACAGCAGCCAAUAGUUUGUCACUUUGUGCUCAUCUGUUUACUGGGAGGUCAGGGGUCAAUAGAGCAUCUGAAUGGCAGCUGGUUUUCAUGCAGCAGGAAUUAAAAUGUGGAUUUAAGAAAAGUUGCAAGUUUUUUAUUAUUGUUAUUUAUUUAAUUUAAAACUGUAUUCAGAUAAAUUCAGCUGAAAAAAAGAGUUUCAUCUCUACCGUCUGUGUAUCUAUCUUAGGGUUGGUAGUGAGAAAGUGGCGGCAUUUGGUGUAAACAAGCAUUUAUUGUUGCAUUUCCUGAAACUUUGGGGUUUAAGUAGGCUUCUCCUCAGCCUGUCCUCGACUUCUGCUACUAAUAUUCUGUGUCUUCUGUCUUGUUUGUGCAUCUCCCAGUUUCUUUAACUUCUAAUAAAACCUAAUCUCUCUGCUUUACCUGAACCUGUGCCUCUUGCCUCUUUGUGCGUUCCUUCUCUGCUUCUGUGUGCCUUCGUGAUCGAAUGAGAGUGAAGUUUCUUGCACCACACAGCAGCAAAACACUUUCAUAUCUCACUUACGCAUGUCCUUUUUUUUAUUCCACGUUUUUAUAAAUUAUCUUUCAAAUUGUCAAUCUCCAUGUUCCAGAGGUUUACUGGGCAGCUUGGUGUCCAGGAGUUCACUCACCUCAGUUGACUUCUUGGAGACGUUGGGUUUGUCAAAGCUACAGUCCAGAUAGCCUGAGGUCAAAGUUAGCUGGACUUUACAACAAGAUCAAUCUGUUUUAGGUUAAAGCAGAAAAGCCUUUAUGCUUCAGAAAUAAUGUAGCAUAAUUAUCACAAUAUAACUAGUCAUUCUUUUACAAUAUUGACAGAUAGACUCAAGGAGUUACCAAGGUAACCACUAAAUUUAGUGCUAGAUUUCAACUGCUUGGAGCACAGAACAAUAUGCAGUCCAGAGAACAAGAUGUAACACCCUACAGUAACAUAUGUGUAUUACAAUAACAGAACCUAGAAACUGAUCACCCAACGAUGGUUUAUUGGUAAGGGUGAACCGACAAAUUGACCGAUUGAAAAAUUGGCCUCGAUUUCCUUAACUUUGGGCGACCGACUAUCGGCUGAUCUUAAAGACGGGGAAUCGAACCCAGGACAGUAAUCUCCGCCACCCAGCGCUCCCCGUCUCCGUUAGACACUAUUAGACGGAUAAAUGGAUAGAAGGAUAUUGUUUUUUAGCCCUUUUUUUAGAUUUACUUAAAUCUAGUGCAUGAACAAUUUGCACUGCCAAUUUAUUUGUGGGUAAGGGCAACAUGCUUUGUGAGCACUUUUUGCUUUAUGAGUGAAAAAUAACUGUGUGUGAUAUUUUAGAGACCUCUACUCCUAUAGCAGAUUUUCCGAGUCAAAAUUAAACCCAAACAUUAAAGUUCCAGCUCUGCCUUGUCAAUGAGUGUGCAAAUAUGUCCAUCAACAUCAGUUUGUGCUUGUUUUGAUGUCUUUUUUUUAUCUCACUGCAACACUUGUUUGUCUGCUAUGAAAUAUUGUAAAACUGUUUUGCAAAAAGUUGUAAAUAUCGCCUAGUUAAAAGUGUAAAAGUUGAUAAAAAUCUUGACCAGGAGUCUCCAACUCCAGACCUCAUGAGCCAUUUUCUCCAACACACCUGAAUCAACUGACACAAUUAUCUCCCCAGCAUCUUCUUGUGUGAUGCAGAAGUCUGGUUAUAAGCCUUUCAUUUUAUUCAGUUGGAAAUUGAAUUCAUGUGAAGGUUUCUGGGCAGUCACUUACCAUCUGGCAUUGGAGACCGCUGAUGUAGGCCCUGGGAAUGUGUAAUUAAUUAUCUUGAUGUUUUACCACUUCAUCACAUUAGUGCACCAACCUUUGAUGGUUCUUUUCUUGGACAUGAGAGAUGCGCAAAGCAGAAAUCUGUGACCCAUAUAAGAUCACCACGUUUGACCUCUAAGUAUUGAUUCUAGCCAGUUUUGAUUUCAUUUUAGUACAUAAAAAUACAAAUAAUAGAGUUUAAAGUACAUUUAAAUGAUGGUUAUUCAUGUUGGGAUCUGUGGUGAUGUCAGUAAUUGUAUUACUACUUCCUGGUAUAGGAAGUAGUAGUUUUUGCCACUAGUAACAUCAGGCUGUUGAUCACAUCACUGGUGGUAUAUGAUCAAAGCUUUCCCACAUCAGAAACAUACAUUUCAGUACAGCUGAAAAACCAUCCGAUCCUAGCACAAAAAACUUUUUAUUCAUAAACGUGAGUUUUUCAAAAUUGUCCUGUUUCCAUAGAGCUGAUUUAUUUUCAUAGUUUCAAUGUGCAUAAAUUUAUGGUCAAUGGAAACACUACCAGAGCGACCUGGAAGGCCUUAGUCACCGAGCAUCAUCUGAUUCCAGUCACAAGCCACUUUUUCUUGGUGCAUCUCAAUUCCAAACUUACUGCUGGUCAAAUAUGAACGUCCUUAACAUCUGUGCAUAUCUUAGAAAAGCGGCGUGAGUAAAGGUAAGCCUGUGAUGUGUCCCACCAGGACGGAUCGGGGUCCCUGAAGAGAAGCGGCUCCUUCAGUAAACUACGGGCGUCGCUCCGUCGAAGCAGCGAGAAACUGGUCCGCAAGCUAAAAGGCGGCGGUUCGUCACGAGACGGCGAACACAAAACCCCCGGGUAACUAUCAGCAGCUCUAGAGUCCUGCAUUAACCGCUACAGGUGGCUCCUGUCGCACACUGGAAGCCUGGAGGAGCCAGCUGACUGGUGCGCUAACCAGAACCAAAACAAGCAAACUCUUCUACUUCACUGGUGGUGAAGUGGUGUAACUCUGAAGCUGCGUUUGCACACAAGUGUUUUUAGGGACUCUUGUCCCAUAUGCAAUUAUUACUUUUCCCCCUACAUUUCUUUAUAGGUGUCUUUAUCUAUAGGUGAAUCAAAACAUGAAACAGAAACAAACCCUGACUUCUGCAAAGUGCCUUGGUUUUUGGUAAAAACGGUUAUUUUUUUUUAGGUGAAAGUGGGGUGAACAAAGUACUUUUAGAAGUAUUGUAAACAAGUAUAUGAUAUCUUUUAUAGAAACGUGCAGUAUUGUAAAAAGAAAAAAUGUAAACACAUUAGUGGUAUUUACAUCUGGGGUCAUUUUGUAUCAUUAAAGAAAAACUUUAAAACGGUUAAUCCUCCAGAUAGGAAAUAUCAUUUUAGAGAAAAGCAUAAUCCAAAAAGGGUGCUGCCCUAAUGGAAAAACACGUCUCGAGGAAUUUAACACAUUUCCAAAAGAUUAUGUUUUAAAAAAAUAUCCAUCAAAUCCUUAUAUUUUAUUUAAGGAACAUUUGCUAUUCUCUUUUUUUCAUGCUUGAGUUCUUGCAUUUUUUGAGCACUUGCACUGACUGACACACAGCCCUUAAAGUGCCGAUGGAAAGAAAUCUUUAACCUCCGUGUGUAAGAUAAUGUUUUUGAUUGACUUGAACGAUGGAGAUUUGAAAGCCUGAGAGUCGGACUUUAAUGGCUCCGUAAACCAAACCUGAACAUCUUCACGGUGAAAAACCAAAGACUAACAGAGAAAUGGAGGGAAGGUUUUUCUACUCGAGGCGUAGUGGGCCGUGUUUAACUACUAAUGUCUCCCAGUGAUUUUUCCAUCGCACUUGUUGUGUCCAUGGAAAUAAUUUCCAACUAAUCGUUCCAUCUAUUCACUGUAUUUUGUGGCUGAACUGUAACUGUUCUGGACUUUUAUAAGUCCAUCUUUUUGGUAUUAAAUGUCUGCAUGGCUGUCCUGUGUAGAAUAAAAAUGUAUUUUUUUUUU
This is a messenger RNA of Gambusia affinis (western mosquitofish), 7755 nucleotides long. RefSeq names its product kinesin light chain 1a (gene klc1a). The transcript is spliced from 14 exons. The coding region runs from base 449 to 2089 and encodes 546 amino acids. NCBI's taxonomy places the organism in Eukaryota, Metazoa, Chordata, Actinopteri, Cyprinodontiformes, Poeciliidae. Gene Ontology annotation, biological process: axo-dendritic transport. Gene Ontology annotation, cellular component: kinesin complex; membrane-bounded organelle; cytoplasm. Gene Ontology annotation, molecular function: kinesin binding. The record is from RefSeq and is a predicted model, not a curated record.